Messenger RNA from Dioszegia hungarica, 957 nucleotides. RefSeq lists its product as uncharacterized. The coding region runs from base 1 to 957 and encodes 318 amino acids. The transcript has 3 exons. Lineage: Eukaryota; Fungi; Basidiomycota; Tremellomycetes; Tremellales; Bulleribasidiaceae. The record is from RefSeq and is a predicted model, not a curated record. Gene Ontology annotation, biological process: tRNA-type intron splice site recognition and cleavage; tRNA splicing, via endonucleolytic cleavage and ligation. Gene Ontology annotation, molecular function: nucleic acid binding; tRNA-intron lyase activity. Gene Ontology annotation, cellular component: tRNA-intron endonuclease complex.
AUGGCGAUAGAUAUAGAGCCUAUGCUAGCCUCCCCCUCAUCCAUCCCCAUAUACCUCAUUAAUGGCGUAGGAACAGUCUGGGAUGCACAGGUCGCGGCAACUCUCCACUGCGUCCACGGGAUCUCUGGACUCCGCGUCGGUACUCUUCCCGGCGUAUCGUCCCAGAAUGGUUUCCUAGGUCUCCCAAUUACGCUCAUGCAAGAAGAGACUGCCUAUCUCGUCCGCCAAGGCAUCGCCCACCUCGUACCCGUGAACCCAAAUCCCACCCACUCGCUGCCCACAUCCGCCGAAGUGCAAAAGUACAGCGCAGAGAGGGUGCGCAGGCUACGCGAGCUCGAGGCGUCGAUGCGGGAUCUGGAGGUGGAGAAUGCUCGGAAGGCCAAGGCGAAGUUUACGCAGGCGGGGGAGGCGGCCGCUGCGAAGCGAGAAGCGAGAGCGAGGAUACGCGCCGAGAAGGCCGCCAAGGGCGGAGUGGAGCUUUUUGAGCCGGAAGAGCCUGCGCCCACAUCGAAACCUAUCGCCAAGACAUCGCUGGAACCACUUCGCGGAACACAUUUCCACGAUAUCGCCCCUCAUCCCCACUUCCCGGCCCUCGCCCAUCUCCCGUCAAUCACAUCCCUCCCGCACCCCCUCUUCCCAUUCCCCUCGUCAGCCCGCGAUCGCGCACUCCUCGCUACCUUCACCCGCCUCCUGAGUCUCGACCUCCGCGUUGGACUCGGACCGCGAUUCGGAGGCGAGUUUUUGGUGUACCCCGGAGAUUACCUCAGGUAUCAUGCGCAUUAUACGAGUCAGGUUGUGGUGGGAGAGGAGGCGAUACGGCCGGCGGAAAUUGUGGCGUGGGGGAGGCUGGGGACGGGGACGAAGAAGGCGGGGCUGAUUUGCUGCUGGGAGGAAGAGGAGGGAGGGGAGGAGGAUGGAGUCGAGUUUUACAGUUUGGAAUGGGCCAACUUUGGGUAG